Messenger RNA from Penicillium brevicompactum, 1029 nucleotides. RefSeq names its product DUF3712 domain-containing protein. The transcript is spliced from 4 exons. Gene Ontology annotation, cellular component: fungal-type vacuole membrane. The record is from RefSeq and is a predicted model, not a curated record. Lineage: Eukaryota; Fungi; Ascomycota; Eurotiomycetes; Eurotiales; Aspergillaceae. The coding region runs from base 1 to 1029 and encodes 342 amino acids.
AUGUCUGCCACCAAGGGAUCAGUCGUCGAGGAAACCGGCGUGUCCCCAGCCCCGAAGCAGACUUUCGGCGCGCGAGUCGCUGCCCAUUUCAAGAAAUGGUGGUGGGUGCACUUGAUCGUCUUUGUGAUCUCUGUGCUGGUUAUUGCUCUGCCAGUCGUUUACGUCGGAUACCCCAAGAUCGCUCAAGAUGCUGUCAAUGACUCCACACUCGAUAUCAAACAGAUGGUCAUCAGUGACCCGACACCGGAAUCGUUUAAGCUCAAUCAGACUCAGAUCCUAGGCUCGAAAAGCUCUUAUCAUCCCCAGAUCUAUGCUUUCGAUGCUGCGGUUUCUUUGGGUGGUGCCGCUGCGCCUUUCGCGACUGUCACUGUUCCCGGUGUCAAGUCUAACGAUGGCGCGGAGAUUCACGUCGAGCAGGACGUUGACUUGUCGGAUUCGGAUGCCUUUGGUGACUUCGCUACAGCGGUCAUGAUGAACAAGGAGGUCUCUCUGAAUAUCUAUGGACGCCCUGGGCUGAAGGAGGGUGCUUUGCCUAAGACCACUGUCACAUACAACAAGACUGUGGCUAUGAAAGGUCUCAAUAAACUCGAGGGCUUCGCCGUGACGGAGUUCCACAUCAUGCUCCCCGCUGUCGAUGGGUACAACAUGAACGGAUCGGUGAAGAUUCCCAAUCCCUCUGUCAUGACAAUCACCAUGGGAAAUCUAUCUCUCAAUUUAGCCGUCGACGGCGAGGCAAUGGGAACGACCUACCUGAACGACCUAGUCUUGAAACCAGGCGACAACAACGUUCCCAUGCUUGCAAAGGUGGAUCAAGCCGCUAUAAUCGGUCUACUGACAUCAAGCGACAAUCCUUACACAGAUGGAAUCGUUCCUUUCGAUAUCACAGGAAACUCGAGCACCUAUAAUGGCAAGGAGCUGCCUUACUUCACUAAGGCUCUUUCGGCCAAUAAGCUGACGGUGAAGCUGGAUGUCGGUGCUGCGUUGAAGGAGAUUGGCUUGAACCUUCUUAAGUCUGCCUUGGGUGUUUAA